Molecule: messenger RNA, 309 nt
Organism: Rotaria sordida
Lineage: Eukaryota; Metazoa; Rotifera; Eurotatoria; Philodinida; Philodinidae
Source: the annotation of a GenBank genome assembly
AUGCCUACUAUCGAUACAAAACCACGUUAUCGUCCAUUUCAUCGAGUACUUUAUCGUGAAGAUUCAAAAGAUUCAACGUUUACACAAAAUGUAUCACCACAAAUUGAUGGACAUCUGAUAACAAAAUUAAAGAAAAAAUGUAAUUGUCAAAUCAUAGGAAAUAAUCAUAAAAUAAAACCUGUUGAAAAUAUUAAAUAUGUUAAACGUAUUCGAAAUGAGUUCAUGGCACAUUAUUUAUUUGUUAUGCAACAAUAUAUUACUCCAAAUUUGAGUACUCUUUCUCAUUGUGAAAAUUACAUUUUACCGUAA